AUGUCGUCCUCCUCCCACCUCCCAAAGGCCACGGCUACUCCUCAAGGUGGUAUCCUCGAGGGGUCAAAUCCGACGGUGUACGACAAGAAGAAUCCAAUCAUCCUGUUCAUUAUCCAAGCAGGAAUCAUUAUUAUCUUCUGCCGACUCCUCCACUAUCCUCUCUCCAAAGUCCGCCAGCCUCGAGUUAUUGCCGAAGUUAUCGGAGGGAUUUUACUGGGACCUUCAGUCAUGAUGCGAAUCUCUGGCUUCAAAGAGACUAUUUUCCCUGACGAUUCUAUGCCGGUUUUAAAUAAUGUCGCAAACCUCGGCUUGAUCCUGUUCCUCUUCUUGGUGGGGCUAGAAGUCAAUAUGAAGAUGUUCUUAUCGAAUUGGCGCGUAGCUCUGAGCGUAGGGUUUGCAGGAAUGGUUUUGCCUUUCGGAUUGGGAUGUGCGAUUGCUUGGGGCCUAUACAACGAGUUCCAUCAUGAACCCGGGCUUGUACCGAUAUCGUUUGGGAUCUACAUGUUGUUUAUUGGGACCGCUCUUUCCAUCACAGCCUUCCCAGUGCUGUGCCGAAUUCUCACAGAGCUCAAUCUUCUUGGCACACCUGUCGGAGUUACGGUCCUGGCUGCGGGUGUAGGAAAUGAUGUUAUAGGAUGGAUUCUUCUGGCACUCUGUGUUGCAUUGGUCAAUAACGGAUCUGGUAUUACGGCGCUUUAUGUCCUCCUUACUGCUAUUGCUUGGAUUCUGUUCUUGGUUUACGCGGUCCGUCCGCCGUUUUGGUGGAUUCUCAAACGGUCUGGAAGUUUUCAAAAUGGACCUUCACAAGGAAUGGUAACUCUGACCUUGCUAAUUGCUCUUACGUCUUCUUGGUUCACUGGAAUCAUUGGUAUUCACCCUAUCUUUGGAGCUUUUCUUGCUGGGCUCAUCUGUCCUCAUGAAGGAGGUUUUGCUAUCAAACUUACAGAAAAGAUUGAAGAUCUGGUUUCCGUCUUGUUUCUUCCUCUAUACUUUGCCCUUUCUGGAUUGAGCACAAAUCUUGGUUUACUGGACGACGGCAUCACUUGGGCUUAUGUUAUUGGUGUUAUUGCAAUUGCAUUUUCAGCAAAAAUCAUCGGAGGUACAUUAGCUGCCAGGGCGAAUAAGCUUGUCUGGCGAGAGAGUUUCGCAAUUGGCGUUUUGAUGAGUUGUAAGGGUUUGGUAGAACUCAUUGUUUUGAACAUCGGCCUACAAGCCAAAAUUCUAUCGACAAGAACCUUUACUAUUUUCGUGGUCAUGGCGUUGGUAACUACAGUCUCUACGACACCGCUCACGCUCUCUCUUUAUCCUCUUUGGUAUCAGAAAAAAUUGGAGUCUUGGAAGAGAGGCGAGAUUGACUGGGAUGGUAAUCCCCUGUUCACUGAACAUGAUGGCGGAGACUCUCAAGACCGUCCCAUUGAGAAGCUUAACAGCACUCAGGUUCGUCGACUGCUGGUCUACCUUCGAUUAGACAGUCUUCCGAGUCUGUUCACAUUCAUAUCGCUCCUCGGUGGUGAUAAGACAUCAAUUGCCACCAAAGUACAUAGAGCCAAGUCCGAGCUUGAAUCGGUCCCCGAAGGCGAAAGUUCUCAAACAGAUUCCACUUUUGAUGUUGCGCCAAAAACUCCUCUCGAAGUUCAUGGCGUACGUAUUCUAGAACUGACAGAGCGUACCUCGUCCGUUAUGAAAGUUUCGGAACAAGAUGAGUACACUUACCGCGAUCCAGUUGUCAACGCAUUCCGGACUUUCGCCCAGCUCAACAAUGUCGCUGUCUCAGGGGAUGUUUCCAUUGUACCAGAAGAUUCCUAUGCGGAGACUUUAGCAUCUCAGGCUGCAGAUCAUCUGUCCGAUCUUGUUCUUAUUCCAUGGAGCGAACCAAGCCCUGCUGAUGAACUCAACCAUCACGAAUCGCUAUCUAGUGGAUUGCAAGAUGUUUUUAUCCAAAAGGUUCUGGAGACUGCUACUUGCAAUACGGCUGUAUUUUACAAUCGCGGCUUCGGUGGCCCUGUUGCCCACGAACGAACAGCCCUAGCUCGCACCGCCAGUGGCCUCAGUCUUAGAAGUCAUCGCGAAGCGCCCACUCCACCAGUAGCCGACCGAAGCCACCAUGUCUACUUCCCCUUCUUUGGUGGAGCCGAUGAUCGCGUAGCCCUUCGAUUUGUACUGCAACUCGCGCAGAAUAGCAAUAUCACAGCAACAAUCAUUCACUUCAACAUGCCGAUUCAGUCUGAUGCCAGAUCCCCUGUGGUUUCUGGUUCCCCUAUCAAUGCUAGCGCCUCUCGAGCAAGCUCUUCAAAGCUCGAUAUCACGGAGCGAGUAGAUACCGAGUUCAUGUACGCGACAGCUGCUCAAGACGCUACGCUCGUACAUACACUACGAGACUCCUUACCCACAGCUCUCGCCAACCGCGUCAUCUUUGUCGACGUGGCAACUACAAUACCCAUCGUAGACUGCCUUAGCCACGCACGACAAGAAAUCGCACAAUCGCCAAAGAACGCAGGGGAUUUGAUAGUUGUAGGCAGAGGACGACAUAAUCGCCUGGUUGAUGAUUAUUCGAGCAGUACUCCUAAUCAUGAUAUGAGGAAAACUUUGGGUGUAAUUGGCGAAUCUAUCAUUUCCGGUGGCAUUAGAGGUAGUGUUUUGGUUAUACAGGCCGGUGGGAGAGGUCUAGGACUGUAG
Molecule: messenger RNA, 2676 nt
Organism: Lachnellula hyalina
Lineage: Eukaryota; Fungi; Ascomycota; Leotiomycetes; Helotiales; Lachnaceae
Gene: kha1
Product: K(+)/H(+) antiporter
Exons: 4
Coding region: 1-2676 (891 amino acids)
Biological process (GO): proton transmembrane transport
Cellular component (GO): membrane
Molecular function (GO): antiporter activity
Source: RefSeq, a predicted model, not a curated record